AUGGAUAAAAUCACCAACCCAUGUACCAUCACACGCACAGACAUACACGGUAUAGUAGCAUAUAUAAAGUUGGGAAAUCAAGGUGUAUGGAAGAUGGGAGAAAGCCGAGUCUCCCAAUGUUCCAAGACAAGCCCUUCUAACAUUGAUGAGCAGGAGGAUUGUGAAAGCCAGGCCAAUGAUCAAAGCAAGCAAAACAACAAUGGAGGAAGCUCAAGUAACAGCACAGUGGAAGAGAGUGAGAAGAAGAUUAGACCUUAUGUUAGAUCCAAGUUGCCAAGGCUUCGGUGGACACCUGAUCUUCAUCUUCGCUUUGUUCAUGCAGUUCAACGACUUGGAGGACAAGAGAGUGAAUGCGGUGGAUUCGGGGAUGCUUCUUUUGGUGUCUACGAAAAACUUGUACACAGACCUUUCGAUUGGUCUAAUGGAGUUUCUCGGGCAGGUUCAUCCAUUUUUGGUGAACAAUCAACAAAUAAAACCCGUGAACCAAAAUAUGAGUUUCUCUCAUUUGGUACAUAUGAAUCUCUAAGCACAAGAUUUAGUCACGUUCAUCACACUCCAUCAAUCAAUAUUAUGCAACAAAAAGCACAAAACCUCAUGCCUAUCAAUCCAACAACAGAAUUGAAGACACUGAAAAGGAAGGCUCAAGACACAUCACUUGAUUUGGAUCUGUCACUGAAACUAAGCUCAAAGAUGGAUGCCGAAGGAACAAAAUUGGAGGACCAUGAAGUUCAUGGCAACCUAUCACUCUCAUUGUGCUCGCAAUCCUCCUCUUCCAAUCUUAGCAGCAGGUUGAAGGAAGCACAAGAUCGAUGUGAGGAACACGGGAAAAGGGCCAGUACUCUAGAUCUGACUAUAUGA
Molecule: messenger RNA, 858 nt
Organism: Sphenostylis stenocarpa
Lineage: Eukaryota; Viridiplantae; Streptophyta; Magnoliopsida; Fabales; Fabaceae
Source: the annotation of a GenBank genome assembly